AUGGAGAAGACAUCAAGAACAUCUACACCACAAUCAUGCGCCCAGCCGUACGUCUUCCCCUCCGGGAGGCAUUCUAUGUCUGCUCAAACUGCAGACAAGAGACUCUUCCCCGAAUCUCCCCGAUUGCCCGCCAAUUCCGCCGCUAUGCCUCGUCCGAGCAAUCCUCGAGCUUCCUUGACCGGACUCGUCGCCGACUCUGGAGCGAGAAGCCCCCCCGGUGCAGAGGACCCUUACUCCGGAUCCUCACAGAUGAACCGUGCGGCCGAAGAACACGAUGGUGGCCUUCAGGCCGGAUCCAGCGAAGGAGCCGACCUGGCGGUGGGUGAUAAUUAUGAACAGGCCGAUACCUGGAAGGGUCUGGACGUGAUUGGAUUCGUCAAGGAGAAUGAGUGGUUAGAGCAGGGCUCUGACGCGGAGGCUGAUAAGUAUACUCGUUAUGACGCCGAUGUCAAGCCUCGAAAAUUGCCUUUCGCUUCUCACCAGGCCGCUGUCGAGAUUGCCAUCAUGCAGUUGCUCGGCAAGCCCUUGGAUAGCAUCUGCGAGGUCGGAACACACAACCAUACUGUUCAGCAGUUGAUCGAUGCUUGUACAUUUGUGGAUGCUGAGUCUGGAACUGCUUUGCGCUUCCCCAAACAGAAGACUCUGGAAGCGCUGGUUUUCGUUUUCAACCAGAUUGGAGGAAAGACCGAAGUUCAGGUCGAGUCACCAGAGAAGCUCAUUAUCGAGAAAUCAGUGGAAGGAACUUCCCAUUCUCUCUCUCUGACCGAUCCUGCAGUCAAGUUUGCCUUUGCUAAGCGGUUAUCCCAACUCCUGGGCCGUCGGAUCCCCGACCAGGUCAUCAGCUCAGCCAAUUCCUCUGCAGACUUGGUAGCUGGUCUCAGCACCAAGCUCAAGGAGAAGCCCAUUAAUGUCGUGAAGAAGCUGGCUAAGCCGGCUACCUGCCCCCCUAACCUUAAGUUCACUUCCAAGCGCCUGACCAAGGCCGACCAUGAUGAGGAUGUUGGUCGCAAGAAGUCUAUCAUCGCUGAGCUCCACCGCAGAAAUCUGAUUCUGGAGAAGGAUGAGCACAGGCCUUCUGGUCUUCACUGA
This is a messenger RNA of Penicillium malachiteum, 1089 nucleotides long. Its product is annotated as mitochondrial 54S ribosomal mL50 protein. The record is from RefSeq and is a predicted model, not a curated record. Bases 1 to 1089 code for a protein of 362 amino acids. Gene Ontology annotation, cellular component: mitochondrion. The transcript is spliced from 4 exons. NCBI's taxonomy places the organism in Eukaryota, Fungi, Ascomycota, Eurotiomycetes, Eurotiales, Aspergillaceae.